ACAACAACAACAACAACAACAACAACAACAACAACAACAACAACAACAACAACAACAACAACAACAACAACAACAACAACAACGAUCAACAAGAUGAACGGAUCAAAUCCCAAGAACAACAGCGAGCCGAACCGGUCCGCCUUUCCUUUUACCUCUAACUCAUCAUUUUCUCACUUUCGUGAGGCGAUAGGGGCAACAUCACUGACAUUGUGACUCUAAAAAACAGGUUCGAGCUUUUCCUUCUCCAGGAUGGAGAGAAGAAGAUUGAGGAGAAGGUGUUCACUGGCAUGUCGAACACCUCGGACUUCAAGAUUCUCAAGGAGGAUCACACCCUCGGCAACCUCCUUGCCGAACACCUGAAGCAGGCCCCUCACGUCUUGAUGGCCGGUUACAAGAUCGCCCAUCCUAACGUGCCGGAGCUCAUGAUCCGUAUCCAGACAGACGGAAGCAUCACCCCGCGCGAGGCCCUCGUCGGCGCCUGCAAGCAGCUGGUGGCCAUGUACGGCCAGCUGGGCCGCGAGUUCCAGAAGGAGCUUGCCCUGCGCCAGUACGCUGACCAGGGCGAGCAGGGAGGCGGUAACGGCGGUGGUGCUAAUGGUGGCCAUUACUAAGGAUCUUUCUUAUGUGUUCAGUCGAACCUACCUGCCUGACCUGGGAAGGGGGUACAUGGUUAGCUUAUCACAUUUGCUGUUGUUGAUCGGUCAUUUAAACCGGCGUUUAGGGAUUUUCUUUGAGGACUAUGCUUUUAGUCUCUUGCAGGCGUUACGAUAAAACAUGGUAUAUGGGGGAAAAAAAAAGGGGGGGUUUCAUAGAUCUCUCUCCGUUUGCUCGCUCAAUGCUAGGGAAGAAGAAUUGGGACCAUGGGUUUUCCUUGAAGUGUCUUGUGGCGGUGAGAGCAUGUGAGAGU
Molecule: messenger RNA, 907 nt
Organism: Neurospora tetraspora
Lineage: Eukaryota; Fungi; Ascomycota; Sordariomycetes; Sordariales; Sordariaceae
Product: DNA-directed RNA polymerase
Exons: 3
Coding region: 288-611 (107 amino acids)
Biological process (GO): transcription by RNA polymerase II
Cellular component (GO): RNA polymerase II, core complex
Molecular function (GO): protein dimerization activity; DNA binding
Source: RefSeq, a predicted model, not a curated record